AUGGACUCAACAACAAUGCCAGAAACAGAGACCCCAUCAUCUUCAACAGGUUCUUUACUUAUUCGAGCUCCUUUAACUCUUGAUUCUGAUUCUGAAUAUGAACUUGAAACUGCAAGUACUGUUGGGGGGAGUAGUUUCAAUAGUUAUGAGAAUAACAGUGAGUUAGGGGGUUCUGAAGAGGGUUUUUUGAGUGGUAAUGAGGAGUUCGAGACUGGUUCAGAGAAGGAUAGGCCUUUAGAUGGAGACCCAGAUGAGGGAAUUGAAUUGGGUGGUGAAAAUAAUGGUGGGGUUAGUGAAAGGUACAAAAUUUAUGUGGCUAACAAAGAUGAUGAUGAUUUGGAUAGCUUGGAGAAUUCAAUGGCGGAUGAGGAAGAGAGUGGUGGUGUUGAUGUUCCUGUUGCUCAGGUGUCAAUGGAUGAUGAAAUGUUUGAUGAAAUCCCUAGUGAUGAAGAUGCUGGGUUUUCUGGGGUGGUUAAGGUUCCUGGUAGUGUUGAAAGUUCACCUAGAGUGAACAUGGCUACGGGGGUUGAAGGUGAAGAAGAUGAAGAUGAAGAACAGCCAUUGGUUAAUUCAGAGGUUGAGAAUGGUGGUUUGGAAGAUUUUGUAGGUGAAGAUAAGGGGCUUAAUUUAGAAGAGAGCCAAAAAGAUGAUGAGGAUGGUGAGCCUUCUGUUGAUAAAAGCAUUCCAACGGAAACUCCGGGUGAGGAGAGGGUCGAAUUGGUGCACAGAAACAGUGAUGAGAUAGAAGAGAAUGGUUCGGUUACGGUUAGUGAUUCUCAACCUGUGGUGGAAGCCAGUGACGAGGUUGUUGUGUCUGAUAUGAAAGAAUCAAGUGAUACCGACUCGGUUGAAGUCUUGGCUCCUAUGUCGAUUGUAGACCACGAUGUUCAACCAGGAGUAGAAGAUAUAGCUAAGGGUGUUGGUGAGAAAGGUUUCCUUUCAGAUGAUGAUCUUGUGCAACUGAUUUUCGGAAGCUCUGAAAUGACCGAACAAGUAGCGAAUGAGGUAGAUUCAGAGGCUCGGUUAGAGACGGUGAGUCAACAGAUUGUCGUAGAUUCAGAUGAAGAAGAGGAAGCUGAGAGUGAAUAUGAAGAAGCAAAAGAGCUACUCAAUUCUGCUACAUUGGCUGCUCUUUUGAAAGCUGCAGCAGGUGCUGAAUCAGGUGGUGUUGGCCUCGCAAUCACUUCCCCAGAUGGCUCUAAGGUAUUCCCUCUCGAUGGAUCUGCUCAUUCGAGUUCCUUGUUGCAAUCUUCGAAAGUUAUUCCACCAUCGAAUGUGGUUGACAAUGCGUCGAAGGGAAAUAUAAGUCAUGAAGAUAAGCAGAGAUUUGAAAAGUUGCAACGACUAAGAGUGAAGUUCUUGAGACUUGUACAGAGACUAGGUCAUUCUCAUGCUGAUCCAAUGGUGGCGCAGGUGCUGUACCGACUGGCCAUUGCCGCAGGUAGUCUUUUCAGUCGAGAAUUCACCUUUGAAUCAGCCAAGAGAGCUGCAACGCAGCUUGAAGCAGAAGGCAAAGAUGACUUGGACUUUUCUUUGAACAUUGUGGUUCUUGGCAAAACUGGAGUGGGAAAGAGUGCAAGCAUUAAUUCCAUUUUGUGCGAGCAAAAAUUGAGAAUAGAUGCUUUUGAACCGGCCACAACCUCUGUGAAGGAGAUUGUUGGAACGGUUUAUGGGGUCAAGAUGAGAAUCUUGGAUACACCUGGUCUUCAAUCUCCCGUGAUGGACGAAGGUACUAAUCGCAAAGUAUUAGCAUCGAUAAAGAGGUUCAUAAGGAAGUUCCCACCUGAUGUUGUUCUUUAUGUUGAUCGUUUAGACGCACAUGACAAAGAUCUUACUGAUUUUCUAUUAUUGAAGUCCCUCACGGAUUCUCUCGGUUCAUCAAUAUGGCAAAAUGCCAUUGUGACUCUUACUCAUGCUGCAUCUGCUUCCCCAGAGGGGCCGAUGGGGGAACCCCUAAGUUUUGAGGUCUUUGUUGCUCAAAGGUCUCAUGUGAUUCAUCGAGCUAUCAGCCAAGCAGUUGGCGAUCUGCGUCUAAUGAAUUCGAGUAUGAUGCAUCCCGUGGCUCUCGUUGAGAACCAUCCAUCAUGUCCUAGAGACGGAAAUGGAGAAAUUUUGCUUCCGAAUGGGCAAAGUUGGAUGUCACAGUUGCUACUCUUGUGCAAUUCAGUGAAGAUCUUAUCUGAAGCAAGUUCAUUGUCGAAACCACGAGAACAAUUUGAUCACCAGAAGCUUUUUGGCUUCCGACUUCGUUCCCCACCUCUAGCUUACUUGCUGUCUUCUUUGUUGCAGUCCCGAUCUCACUUCAAACUACCUAACAAUGAAGGCAGUGAGGAUGUUGACUUGGAUACUGAGUUGGGAGGCUGGACAUAUUCCGAUGAAGAAGAUAAUGAUGAAUAUGACCAGCUUCCACCAUUCAAGCCUCUGAAGAGAUCUGAGGUUGAUAAACUUAGCAAAGAAGAGAGAAAAGCUUACUAUGAGGAGUAUGAUUAUCGUGUUAAGCUACUGCAAAAGAAACAAUGGAGAGAGGAGGUAAAAAGCAUGAGGGAAAUCAAGAAGAAAGGGAAAGAUGGUGAUGAUAAUAAUGGUUAUAUCGGAGAUGAUGGAAAUGCGGAAGAAGGCGAUCCAGCUACUAUACCACUCCCUUUGCCUGACAUGGUCCUCCCUCCUUCGUUCGAUGGAGACAACCCUACUUAUCGGUACCGAUUUCUGGAUUCUGCUUCACAGCUUCUCAGUAGGCCUGUUUUGGACUCACAGCCUUGGGAUCAUGAUAUCGGAUAUGAUGGUGUUAGCCUCGAAAGAAGUCUUGCUAUAGCGGGUUAUUAUCCGGGGGCAUUUGCUGUUCAAAUCACAAAGGAUAAAAGAGAAUUCAACAUCCAUUUGGAAUCUUCAGUCUGUACUAAACAUGGAGAGAAUGUAUCUACCAUGGCAGGACUCGACGUCCAAACUGUCGGAAAACAGCUUGCUUACAUCUUCAGGGGCGAAACGAAAUUUAGAAAUUUUGAAAUAAACCGAACUACUGCUGGUUUAUUGGUUACUUUCCUAGGUGAAAAUGUGGCUACCGGACUCAAGAUUGAAGAUCAGAUUGCAGUAAGCAAACGCUUGCUUUUGGCUGGAACUGCUGGGGCUAUGAGAUGCCACGGUGAUACAGCAUAUGGAGCUAACAUCGAAUUCCGGCUAAAGGAUAAGGACUUUCCUGUUGAGCAAAACCAGACCACAUUCGGACUGUCUUUGGUGAAAUGGAGGCGAGACCUGGGUCUAAUGGCCAACUUGCAGUCUCAAUUCUCUAUCGGACAUAGGUCUUCAAUGGCUGUUCGUGUCGGAUUGAACAACAAGCAGAACGGACAAAUCAAUAUCAAAACAAGCAGUUCAGAUCAAUUACAUAUAGCACUAGUUUCUUUUCUUCCAAUUGCAGCCUCCAUUUUUAGAAUGGUCUAUCCCGGCUCUGAUUCUAAAAUUUCUGCAUAUUAGCAUUUUCAUAAUAGGGGUUCUUCCACUCUGAACUUCAAUGGUGCUAAAUUUUGCUUAGUAUUUAGUAGUUUUAAUUUGUUUUAGCAACUUGGCAGGGUGUUCUUAAUUUGUUUAUCUAGCCGAGUUCAGGCUCAAGCUUUUAAGGUUUGAAUUCUAAUAAGAUAAAGUUCGAAUUCCUCGAAA
Molecule: messenger RNA, 3651 nt
Organism: Gossypium arboreum
Lineage: Eukaryota; Viridiplantae; Streptophyta; Magnoliopsida; Malvales; Malvaceae
Product: translocase of chloroplast 159, chloroplastic-like
Exons: 1
Coding region: 1-3468 (1155 amino acids)
Biological process (GO): protein targeting to chloroplast
Cellular component (GO): chloroplast outer membrane
Molecular function (GO): GTPase activity; GTP binding
Source: RefSeq, a predicted model, not a curated record